UGCGGCGGCCACCGAGCGCCACUCCGGCGGGGCAGGUCGGCGGCGGCGCCAAGUCCACCCCCCGACGGCGCGGGCUGCCGGUCCGCGCGCGCAGGAGGCGCGGGCAGCGGAGGGACCAUGGAGCCCGGCGGGGACGCGGCGCGCCUCGGCCUGGGGCGGGCAGCCCGGGCGCUGCCACCGCGGCUGCCGCCGCUGCUGCUGCUGCCGCCGCUGCUGCUGGGUCGGGGGCUGCGUGUCGCGGCCGCGGCCUCCUCCUCUGGGGCGGCGGCCGAGGACAGCAGCGCCAUGGAGGAGCUCGCCACCGAGAAGGAGGCGGAGGAGAGCCACCGGCAGGACAGCGUGAGCCUGCUCACCUUCAUCCUGCUGCUCACGCUCACCAUCCUCACCAUCUGGCUCUUUAAGCACCGCCGGGUGCGCUUCCUGCACGAGACUGGGCUGGCCAUGAUCUACGGGCUCAUCGUCGGGGUGAUCCUGAGGUACGGCACCCCUGCCACCAGUGGCCAUGACAAGUCCCUCAGCUGCACUCAGGAAGACAGGGCCUUCAGCACAUUAUUAGUCAAUGUCAGUGGGAAGUUCUUUGAAUACACCCUGAAAGGAGAAAUCAGCCCCGGCAAGCUCAACAGUGUAGAGCAGAAUGACAUGCUGAGGAAGGUAACGUUUGACCCAGAGGUCUUUUUCAACAUUCUGCUGCCUCCAAUUAUUUUCCAUGCUGGAUACAGUUUGAAGAAGAGACACUUUUUCAGAAAUCUUGGGUCUAUUCUGGCCUAUGCCUUUUUGGGGACUGCUGUUUCCUGCUUCAUUAUCGGAAAUCUCAUGUAUGGUGUGGUGAAGCUCAUGAAGAUGGUGGGACAGCUUUCGGAUAAAUUUUACUACACAGAUUGUCUCUUUUUUGGAGCAAUUAUCUCUGCCACUGACCCAGUCACUGUACUGGCGAUAUUUAAUGAGUUACAUGCAGACGUGGACCUCUAUGCACUUCUGUUCGGAGAAAGCGUCCUAAAUGAUGCUGUUGCCAUUGUGCUGUCCUCGUCUAUUGUUGCCUACCAGCCAGCAGGGCUGAAUACUCACGCCUUUGAUGCUGCUGCCUUUUUUAAGUCAGUUGGCAUUUUUCUAGGUAUAUUUAGUGGCUCUUUUACCAUGGGAGCUGUGACUGGUGUUGUGACCGCUCUAGUGACCAAGUUUACCAAGCUGCACUGCUUCCCCCUGCUGGAGACCGCGCUGUUCUUCCUCAUGUCCUGGAGCACCUUCCUCCUGGCAGAAGCCUGCGGGUUUACAGGUGUUGUAGCUGUCCUUUUCUGUGGAAUCACACAAGCCCAUUACACCUACAACAACCUGUCGGUGGAAUCAAGAAGUCGAACGAAGCAGCUCUUUGAGGUGUUACACUUCUUGGCAGAGAAUUUCAUCUUCUCCUACAUGGGCCUGGCACUGUUUACCUUCCAGAAGCACGUUUUCAGCCCCAUUUUCAUCAUUGGAGCUUUUGUUGCCAUCUUUCUGGGCAGAGCUGCACAUAUCUACCCACUCUCCUUCUUUCUCAACUUGGGCAGAAGACAUAAGAUUGGCUGGAAUUUUCAACACAUGAUGAUGUUUUCAGGCCUCAGGGGAGCGAUGGCAUUUGCACUGGCCAUCCGAGACACAGCGUCCUAUGCUCGCCAGAUGAUGUUCACGACCACCCUCCUCAUUGUCUUCUUCACCGUCUGGAUCGUUGGCGGAGGCACAACACCCAUGUUGUCAUGGCUUAAUAUAAGAGUUGGCGUCGAGGAGCCCUUUGAAGAGGACCAGAAUGAACUCCACUGGCACUACUUCAGAGUUGGUGUUGACCCAGAUCAAGACCCACCACCCAACAACGACAGCUUUCAAGUCUUACAAGGGGAUGGUCCAGAUUCUGCUGGAGGAAACCGGACAAAGCAGGAGAGUGCAUGGCUGUUCAGGCUGUGGUACAGCUUUGACCACAAUUACUUGAAGCCCAUCCUCACACACAGUGGCCCCCCAUUAACCACCACGCUCCCAGCCUGGUGUGGCUUGCUCGCUCGAUGUCUGACCAGUCCCCAGGUGUAUGACAACCAAGAGCCACUGAGAGAGGAAGACUCUGAUUUCAUCCUGACUGAGGGUGACCUCACCUUGACCUACGGGGACAGCACAGUGACUGCCAAUGGCUCCUCAGGCUCCCACACGGCCUCCGUGAGCCUGGAGGGCUGUCGGAAAACAAAGAGCAGUUCUGAGGAGGCGCUGGAACGAGACCUGGGAAUGGGAGACCAGAAGGUUUCAAGCCGGGGCACCCGCCUAGUGUUCCCCCUGGAGGAUAAUGCAUGACUUUCCCCCCAAACCCUGAAGAGAUGGGGUAGACCCACCGGUGGUGUGGGGCUGGCUGCAUGUUCCAGUGUUGAUUGAGGUGGGACAGUGACUGAAUGGAACUAACGCUUCUAUUGUAUUGAGGUCUGAAGAUAUCUUAACAUUUAAAAUUUAACCCAAGAUACAGAUGGUGGGGCUCAAGACAAAUGCAGAUCUAUUCCCACUUUUUCACUUAGUAGUGCACUGUUCAGAGUUAAACAAACAAAAACAAUCGCAUGCUUUACUGGUCUCUAAUUCAUUCACCUGUGGUACCUGAACAAGGUGUGGUGGGUGCCGGUGACCCCUCCCAGGAGAGGCUCCGUAUCCAUAUACAGCAGUGCAAGUCUAGCUGGAUGUAGGAAUAUCAAGUGAAGGGAGAACAGGCUAGAAGAAAGAUCACGAAGGAAGGCCAGUGAGAUUGGACCUCUAAGGAUGAGGGGAAGCUGGUGUUAAAUGGGACAGAAAGCAUGAAAAAGCAAUUUGAGUGGAGGCUCCAGCAACAAGAGAUGAUGACAGCAGCCUCAUCUCUGGAUUCCUGACUUCUUUUGCUGCCUGUAUUUUCUCUAGACUGAAGAUUGGGAAAUAUAUCCAUCAACAUUUCAACAUGGGGGAAAGAAUUGUAAUUCCUUCUCUGGAAAUCUCCACAAAGAAGAAGUUACUGGAAUGUUUCAAACCAAAGGCAAAAUAGUGUUAAAGUGCUGUGUUUUUUUGUUUUGUUUUGUUUUGUUUUUUCAUUAAUGUGAAGGCAGGAGAAACUGUUUAGAAACUGAUGAUUACAUCACUGUAAACAUCAGUCAAUUCUUGAUGGCUGCCAUAUGAGCUGACUGCCUGGAAAAUGGUUAACAGGACUGACAUAUCUACUGUGGGUUUAGAAAGAACACGAAAAUUUGUGGAGUGCUUUGAUCUGGUGACAAGAAGGCAGUAACAACCCUCAGAGGCAAUACGCUAGUAUUCAGAGGGAAGAAAUCUCACUGUGAAAAAAAAAAUCACUGCAAAGAAAACACAAGAUUGUAUUCUAAAGACUUAGUAGAAUUCCAAACUUUGAGCUAAGAAAUGAAUGAGAUUUCAGUGGUCACCUGAAGAAACAGGCGAGGCAGUGGAAUGUUAAGCUUUAUUUAUACAGUGGAAGCUUCCUGUCCACUCUCAGAUUAAGAAUCGAGGUGUCUUGGCAACUGAGUGCCAUGUAGAGAAAGGUCAUUUUCGUGGUAUCUGGGGAGGUCUGCACCAGCUUCAUGUGUGAGUGUGGUCUGAGAUUUAGAUUUCUACUUUGGGUUCUUUUGUGGGUGAGCUGUUCUACCUGCCCACACCUGUAGUAAGUGAAAUAUGGAGGAGAACUCUUGGAAGCCAAGUUUGAGAUUCUCCCUGUGCUCUGUGCUUCAGUGCUAUUAUUUUCAAAAACCCAAUUUCUAAAAAAUGCUUUCAUUUAAUGUGGCCAUUUCCCUUAUAAGAUAGUGGCUCAAUCUAGCAUACCCAUCAUGAAAUCAGCCAUUUAACCUUCUUAACUUGCAUUUUUAAUGGUUAAUUUUUAAAUAAGACAUUGUUUCGCCCUCUUUUUCAGUUGAUAAUUUGUGCAAAUCAAGAAAAAUUUAUUAGUUUGAGCCAUAUGAAAUUGCUGGUAUUCAACCAUUUUUUUAGAGAAACAAAAAUGACAAUUUCAUAUAGUUCAGUAUAAGAGAAUUGGGUGAUUUUUAUUCCCCUUUCUCUUCUAUCUACACUAAAGGACAUUUUGAUUUGAUGGUCAUCCAUGGGCUUUGUAAGUUUGGGGAAAAAGCUAAACAUACUUACCUCAUGCUUCCACUAUGCUGAAAAGUAAAAAGUAGGGUGCCGAGAAACUAACCCAAGGCUAACUAUUUGCUGCCAGUCUGGUAUAAACCAGAUAGAAACUGCUGAGUAAUGGUACAUCCAAGUAAGCAACAUUCUUCUGAGAGGAUAAUCCCAAGUCAUUUUAUAAGCAUAUGUGUUCUGGGUAGGGUGGGGGGGGGGUUACAGUUCUGCAAAGUCGGAUGUUCUAGGGCAGAGGUUCUCCACCCUGGCUGCACAUUAGGAUGAGCUGGCCCAUUUAUUGAGAAUAUCAACAUAAAGGCCCACCCUCAGAGAUCCAGAUUCAGUAGGUUUAGGGUGCGGCCAGGCUUCUGUGCUAUGUUUCGAUCCUCAGGAAUUCUAAUCUGCAGCUCGGGUGGAGAGCCUUUAGUCUAGAACUUGCAGUGGGCCCAACUUGAAACCUUAAAGGAUGACCUAGCAAAUUCAGAUUUUUUUUUUUAAUUAUUAGUCAUGUGGAACAAACUGAGUGUUGAUCAAUAAUACAGACCAGGUAGCUGUGAGUGAAUUUCGUGCUAAUAAUGUUUGUAGAAGUCAAACACAUACUCCAUAAAUACAACUAAAAAAAAAAGGUCACAUUAGAAAACCGUAGAGCCUGAAAGGGGGAGAAGGAUGACUUGAAUGUAUAUAUUGGAGGGAUUAAAACCUGUCAUUUUUGCUCCGAUUUGUGGGGGAAAGGGGUUUUGUCUUAACUGAGCUGCUGACUAAUCAAAUGUGAAGGUUUCUAACAAGCUGUCUUUUCCAUUUAACCUGGGAUUAAAUUAAUAGUCCCCUUUGCA
This is a messenger RNA of Myotis myotis, 4922 nucleotides long. It is a transcript of the gene SLC9A7, whose product is annotated as solute carrier family 9 member A7. Gene Ontology annotation, molecular function: sodium:proton antiporter activity. The transcript has 17 exons. Bases 118 to 2307 code for a protein of 729 amino acids. Gene Ontology annotation, biological process: sodium ion transport; proton transmembrane transport; regulation of pH. The record is from RefSeq and is a predicted model, not a curated record. Gene Ontology annotation, cellular component: recycling endosome; membrane. NCBI's taxonomy places the organism in Eukaryota, Metazoa, Chordata, Mammalia, Chiroptera, Vespertilionidae.